AUUCCGGAGUUGAGGCAUUACGCUCCGGGUGUUCCUAUUAUUCUCGUUGGAACAAAGCUUGAUCUUAGAGAUGAUAAGCGAUUCUUUGUCGAUCAUCCUGGGGCAGUUCCAAUUACUACAGCUCAGGGGGAAGAACUCAAGAAACUGAUUGGAGCACCUGCGUACAUCGAAUGCAGUUCAAAAACACAACAGAAUGUGAAGGGGGUGUUUGAUGCGGCGAUAAAGAUAGUACUGCAACCACCGAAGCAAAGGAAGAAGAAGAAGAAAGGGAACAGAAACUGCUACAUGUUGUGAGAGAUAGGUAAAACAACGGAAUUUAUUAUUAUUCUUAUUCUUAGAAGGUCUUGGGAAUAUUCGAGUCUCGAGAAAAUAACCAUUGUAAGAAGGAAUAUGUAAUUGUAACUGUCUGGUUCGUAAACCCUAGUUCUAAAUAUCACAAGACGAGAAGCUUCUAGAAGAUGACGAGUAGGUGUUAAGUGUUGGGGCAUUGUAUCUUCUUUUCUGUUUUUUAAUUUUUAUUUUCAAUAUCCUAUUUUCUUCAGACAGUGCUAUGUAACUAUAUACACUUGGUUGUAGGCAUUUUGGUUUUCUGGCAUUCUGGUU
Molecule: messenger RNA, 603 nt
Organism: Erythranthe guttata (spotted monkey flower)
Lineage: Eukaryota; Viridiplantae; Streptophyta; Magnoliopsida; Lamiales; Phrymaceae
Source: RefSeq, a predicted model, not a curated record